Molecule: messenger RNA, 5324 nt
Organism: Falco peregrinus (peregrine falcon)
Lineage: Eukaryota; Metazoa; Chordata; Aves; Falconiformes; Falconidae
Gene: MYO3B
Product: myosin IIIB
Exons: 38
Coding region: 737-4783 (1348 amino acids)
Biological process (GO): protein phosphorylation
Cellular component (GO): myosin complex
Molecular function (GO): ATP binding; protein kinase activity; protein binding
Source: RefSeq, a predicted model, not a curated record
CCGCCGCCCGGCGCUGCCCCGGCCUCUCACCCGUGUGCCGUGGCACAUCGUCCCACCCUGCCCCGGCGGGCCGAGGCUCCGCUCCCGCCAGGUCUGCGGCCCGGCGGGACCGCCGUGUGGGGUGGGGGCCGCGCGCCAGCCGAGGGGGGCUUCGAAAUGGCGGCCGCCAUUUGCCGCGCGGUCAGCGGGCGCUCAGAGGCAGGCGGGGGCUGUCACCUCUCUGAGGGAGCCGGUGCUGGCGGGGGUCGUCAUUACCGCCGGGAAGUUGCCUUUCCUCCGAAACUGAGAGAAGGCUGCUUUCAGCUGCGGGGAUCGCGGCAGGGAGGGGAGGGGAAGCGGCCCCUGCGCUGCCCGCGGCCCGGUUGAGCGGUGCGUGCGCACGGCCGGGGCAGCGCCGGUACCCUGCCGCCGUGUGUGGCGGCUAGCUGUGCCCGUCUUUCCAAAAUCUAUAGGUAAGCAAUACUCAAACAGGAAAAAUCAACGUGAUUAAAAAUGGAAGAUAACUACAAGGCAAGGAGUUAAGUAGGUGUGACACAGGCGUCAGGCACAUCGGGAUAAAGCCAUGAAUAACUGAAGAAGUCUCUUCUCCUGGUCAUGCCACUACUGCAGCAGAAACAAUAGGGAAGCAUUCACCCCUCUAAGAGCAGUGCUUGCACUAACCCCCAGAGAUUUCUGUGGUUUAUUGUUCAGAGAGACAGUACCUUUUGCUGAGUCCAGCAUAUGGCCAACAGGAGCUAUGUCAGCAGCUGAGAACACAGCAAGUCCUGAAGCAAACUGGAUUAGGAAGCCAUUGUAUGGAUUGUUUCAAUAUAACUCCAGAAUGAUUGGGCUAGAAUCAUUAGCUGAUCCCUCCGAUACCUGGGAAAUUAUAGAGACUAUCGGGAAAGGCACUUACGGUAAAGUCUAUAAGGUUGCCAAUAAGAAAGAUGGGAGUCUGGCAGCAGUAAAGAUUCUGGAUCCUAUCAGUGAUGUAGAUGAAGAAAUUGAAGCAGAAUAUAACAUUUUGCAGUUUCUUCCCAAUCAUCCUAAUGUUGUUAGAUUUUAUGGGAUGUUUUACAAAGCAGAUCAGUAUGUGGGAGGACAGCUCUGGCUAGUACUUGAGCUGUGCAAUGGAGGUUCUGUCACGGAGCUUGUCAAAGGCCUGCUGAAGUGUGGGCAACGGUUGAACGAAGCUAUAAUCUCAUACAUCUUAUAUGGUGCUCUCUUGGGCCUUCAGCAUUUACACAAUAACCGGAUCAUACAUCGUGAUGUGAAAGGGAACAACAUUCUCCUGACAACAGAAGGUGGAGUCAAGCUCGUUGACUUUGGUGUUUCAGCCCAGCUUACCAGCACACGGCUGCGUAGAAACACCUCAGUGGGAACACCCUUUUGGAUGGCACCUGAGGUCAUUGCUUGUGAACAACAGUAUGACUACUCGUAUGAUGCUCGAUGUGACGUAUGGUCCUUGGGAAUAACAGCUAUUGAACUGGGGGAUGGAGACCCUCCUUUAUUUGACAUGCAUCCGGUGAAAACCCUUUUUAAAAUUCCAAGGAAUCCUCCUCCUACUUUGCUGCAUCCUGAGGAGUGGUGCAGAGGAUUCAACCAUUUCAUUUCACAGUGUCUUAUCAAGGAUUUUGAAAAGCGUCCUUCAGUCACCCAUCUUUUGGAGCAUCCAUUUAUUAAGCAAGUACAUGGUAAAGAUAUGUCUCUGCAGAAACAGCUGGCUGAGCUAAUCCAAGAACAGCAGCAGCUAGGCUCCAUAGCCAAAACAAGGCAUGAACGAAUACAUACUAGAAGACCUUACCAUGUGGAUGAAGCUGAUAAAUACUCUCUAGAUGACGAUCUGGUAAAUCUAGAAGUUCUAGAUGAGGAUACAAUUAUUCAUCAGCUGCAGAAACGCUAUGCUGACUUACAAAUUUAUACUUAUGUUGGAGACAUUUUAAUAGCCUUAAACCCCUUCCAGAAUCUCAGCAUUUAUUCUCCCCAGUUCUCCAAGCUUUACCAUGGUGUGAAGCGUUCAUCAAACCCCCCCCACAUAUUUGCCUCUGCGGAUGCUGCCUACCAAAGUAUGGUUACAUUCAGCAAAGAUCAGUGCAUUAUCAUCAGUGGGGAAAGUGGUGCCGGAAAGACAGAAAGUGCCCAUCUGAUCGUCCAACAUUUGACCUUCUUGGGAAAGGCAAAUAACCGUGCUUUGCGUGAGAAAAUUCUUCAGGUGAAUCCUCUGGUUGAAGCAUUUGGGAAUGCCUGCACUGCCAUCAAUGACAACUCAAGUCGCUUUGGAAAAUAUCUGGAAAUGAUGUUUACACCCACAGGAGCCGUAAUGGGGGCAAAGAUUUCUGAAUAUCUACUUGAAAAAUCACGGGUCAUAAAACAAGCUGUGGGAGAGAAAAAUUUCCAUAUAUUUUAUUAUAUUUAUGCUGGCCUUUAUCAUCAGAAGAAACUUUCUGAAUAUAGACUUCCUGAUAAAAAGCCUCCUAGAUACAUAGAUAAUGAAACUGGAAGAGUAAUGCAUGAUAUUGUUACUAAAGAUUCCUAUGGAAGACAAUUUGAAGCGAUUCAGCAUUGCUUUAGAAUUAUAGGAUUCACUGAUGAGGAAGUGUACUCAGUGUACAGAAUUCUGACUGGAAUCUUAAAUACUGGAAAUAUUGAGUUUGCUGCCAUUUCUUCUCAACACCAAACAGAUAAAAGUGAGGUUCCCAAUCCAGAAGCCUUAGAUAAUGCUGCUGCACUACUAAGUAUUGGGUCAGAAGAACUUCAAGAGGCCCUAACCUCCCACUGUGUUGUAACACGAGGGGAGACUAUUAUCCGAACAAACACUGUGGACAAAGCAGCUGACGUGCGAGAUGCCAUGUCUAAAGCACUUUAUGGCCGGCUCUUCAGCUGGAUCGUAAAUCGUAUUAAUACGCUGCUCCAGCCAGAUAAAAAUAUAUGCAAUGCUGAAAAUGGGAUGAAUGUUGGGAUACUAGACAUAUUCGGAUUUGAGAACUUCGCAAGAAAUUCCUUUGAACAGCUGUGCAUAAAUAUUGCUAAUGAACAGAUCCAGUUUUAUUUCAAUCAACAUAUCUUUGCACUUGAGCAGAUGGAAUAUCAGAGUGAGGGAAUUGAUGCUACUACAGUGGAGUAUGAGGACAACCGUCCACUUCUAGAUAUGUUCCUCCAGAAACCUAUGGGUCUCCUGUCUCUACUAGAUGAAGAAAGUAGAUUUCCUCAGGCAACAGACCUAACUUUAGUUGAUAAAUUUGAAGAUAACUUACGAUGCAAAUAUUUUUGGAGACCAAAAGGAGUAGAACUGUCCUUUGGUAUUCAGCACUAUGCUGGAAAGGUAUUAUAUGAUGCCAGUGCAUUCCUUGAGAAGAACAGAGACACUCUUCCUGCUGACAUAGUGGUGGUGUUGCGCACCUCCGAGAACAAACUUCUUCAGCAGCUGUUCUCUAGCCCAUUAACAAAAACAGGUAAUUUGGCACAAGCAAGAGCCAGAGUGACAGCAGCAUCUAGGUCUUUGCCUCCACAGCUUAGUGCUGGUCGUAUCAAGUCUCCAAAAUACCUCCUGAAGGUUGACACAAUGGAGGUUAUGCGACACCCUGAGGAAACAACUAACAUGAAGCGGCAAACUAUGGCUUCCUAUUUUAGGUAUUCCCUCAUGGAUCUUUUAUCCAAAAUGGUUGUUGGACAGCCUCACUUUAUCCGCUGCAUUAAACCUAAUGAUGAUCGAGAAGCACUGAUGUUUUCUCAUGAGAGAGUUCUAUUGCAGCUACGAUACACUGGAAUUCUGGAAACUGUAAAAAUACGUCAAAAAGGGUAUUCUCAUCGUAUCCUCUUUGAAGAGUUUGUGAAAAGGUAUUAUUACCUUGCAUUCAAGGCACACGAGACUCCCCUUGGUAGCAGAGAAAACUGUCUUGCCAUUUUGGAGAGAUCUAAACUAGACAACUGGAUUCUUGGGAAAACCAAGGUUUUUCUGAAGUAUUACCAUAUAGAGCAGUUAAAUUUGUUCCUGCGAGAAGUUAUAGGGAGGGUGGUGAUCAUGCAAGCCUAUAUCAAGGGAUGGCUUGGAGCAAGGAGGUACAAGAAAGUCAAAGAGAAGAGAGAAAAUAGUGCUGUUACCAUACAGUCAGCCUGGAGAGGAUAUGAAGCUCGCAGGAAGUACAAGGAAAUAAGGAACAGAAGAACUGAUGCUGCUAUACAUAUUCAAGCAGCUUUCAGGGGAUAUAUUGUUCGUAAAAAAUACACAAGACUGGAAAAAAGCUCUGGCUGUAUAGCAGAUCCCCAGCUUAAGAACAGCUGCUCAGCUUCUGAUUUUGGCUGUGAAGAGCACUGGCAGCAAACCAGUAACGAAUUUUCUCCUGUGGUGCCUGAUUUUCUUGACAAACAAACAAAAAAGGAUUUGGAUGAGAUUUCUGCUUCUCCAUUUAUUCGAAAACAUUCGUUCGAAAUGAAUGAUUCACAAUCAAUUAGCCAAUCUCAGUCAGUUGCAGACCAUCAGUUGUCAAGUCCUUUGAGAUCCCAUAAAAAAGAAGGUUCAGAAAACUGUCUUGAACAGAAGCUGAGAACACCUCGUCGACGAUGUCAGCAGCCCAAAAUGCUGAAUAGCCCUGAGGACAACAUGUACUAUAACCAGUUAAAUGGAACUCUAGAAUAUCAAGGGAGCAAGAGGAAGCCAAGAAAACUUGGCCAAAUCAAAGUACUGGAUGGAGAGGAUGAGUAUUACAAAUCAUUGUCAGCUGUUGAAUCUGUCCCUGAAGAUGACAGCUUUCUCAGUUCCCCAUCUCCUCCUUCUUCAAGAAGUGUGUCUUUUGCUCAAAGCUGAACCUCACUUACUGUAUUGACUAAUACCGGUAAGAGUAUUUUCAUGCUGGUAAUCUCUUCCAAUUAACUUUGUAUGUGUAUUUAUAUAAUAUGUUAAAAAAAUACAGUUUCAGCUAGUAACUUUCACUGAUUUAGAGCUUGUUUCACAGCUGUAAACUGUCCCAUUUAGCUGUAUUUCUGUAAGCAAUUCCAGUAAAGGGGAGCAGCACUACCUGUAUGUGUUGGUGUUGAUAACAGACAUAUUUCUUUAGCAGCAAGGUUAGUUUAUACAGUUCUGACCCCUUCUUCCCUGCUCCCCCCUGGCUGCUGUUCCCACCCUUUGCCAUCCCUUCUGUUGUGCUGGCACAACUGCUGGUAGAGCUGUGUGAAAAAUAAGAUCAAGGAACUGAACUGAAUUAAAAGAAUUCUGUACUAAAAAUCAUAGUGAAAAUGUUUUGUAUUUCAUUAGACUGGUAUUAAACAUUAUCCUUUAUAACUUUCUGUGCUGUGUAUGGCUUUUAACGCUACAAAAGUGCACCAAGUAAAACCAGCUAAAAUAGUAA